Lolium rigidum is the source of this 778-nucleotide messenger RNA. Its product is annotated as 40S ribosomal protein S11-like. Bases 81 to 566 code for a protein of 161 amino acids. The record is from RefSeq and is a predicted model, not a curated record. Gene Ontology annotation, molecular function: structural constituent of ribosome. Gene Ontology annotation, biological process: translation. The transcript has 6 exons. NCBI's taxonomy places the organism in Eukaryota, Viridiplantae, Streptophyta, Magnoliopsida, Poales, Poaceae. Gene Ontology annotation, cellular component: cytosolic small ribosomal subunit; ribosome.
CCUUCUUUCUUCUCCUGCCGCCGACGUCGCCGCCGCCUAGUGCGUGCCGCCGUCGGUCGCAUCUCCUUCGAGUAUCAGCCAUGGCGGAGCAGACUGAGAAGGCUUUCCUGAAGCAGCCUAAAGUUUUCCUCUGCCCAAAGAAGACCGCAAAGGGGAGUUAUAAGCCAGGCAAGGGGGGUAACAGGUUUUGGAAGAGCGUUGGCCUUGGUUUCAAGACUCCUAAGGAAGCCAUUGAGGGAACCUACAUUGAUAAGAAAUGCCCAUUUACUGGCACUGUGUCAAUUAGAGGCCGCAUCAUUGCUGGAACGUGCCAUAGUGCUAAAAUGAACAGGACUAUCGUUGUUCGUCGGAACUACCUUCACUUUGUUAAAAAAUAUCAGAGGUAUGAGAAGAGGCACUCCAACAUCCCUGCCCAUAUUUCCCCUUGCUUUCGUGUGAGGGAAGGAGACCACGUGAUCAUUGGCCAAUGCAGGCCACUGUCCAAGACGGUGAGGUUCAACGUGUUAAAGGUCGUCCCCGCAGGGUCCAAGAGUGGUGUGGUGAAAAAAGCAUUUACCAGUGCCUGAGCAAGGCAUGACAGGAUCCUGAACCUUGAUCAUUUUUUAUACCCCACCUAUAUUGCUCCAUCUGUGUGUAGUAGGCUUUUUGACUCGAGAAUUCUCCAAACUUAAAGAUAUAAUAGUGUUGAGUUCAGUGAAGUUAUGUUCAGAGUGCUUGAAAAUUAUUUAUGCCGUUACCCUAGGUACCGGAAAUUAUACACCAAUCAUUUUCUGGCUAA